AUGGAAAUUGAAGCAAGUAGUUUAAUGAGAGUUGUGGUGUUGAUGAUGGUUGGGGUUGUCAUGGGUCGAUAUUUAGAUCCUACCCCAGAAAACUCACCCCCUCCACCUCCCUUUGACCUUACCCUAGAAAACUCUCCCCCUCCACCUUCCUUUGAGCCUACCCUAGAAAGCUCUCCCCCUCCAUCUCCCUUUGGCCCUACCCUUCAAAACUCACCCCCUCCACCUCCCUAUGCUCUUGGCCUUGAAAACUCACCCCCUCCACCUCCCUAUGCCCUUGGCCCUGAAAACUCACCUCCUCCACCUCCCUAUGACCUUCGCCUUGAAAACUCACCCCCUCCACCUCCCUAUGAUCUUGGCCUUCAAAACUCACCCCCUCCACCACCUCCCUUUGGCCUUACCCUUCAAAACUCACCCCCUCCACCUCCCUAUGACCUUGGCCUUCAAAACUCACCCCCUCCACCACCUCCCUUUGGCCCUACCCUUCAAAACUCACCCCCACCACCUUCCUAUGACCCUGGCCUUCAAAACUCACCCCCUCCACCACCUUCCUAUGACUCUGGCCUUCAAAACUCACCCCCUCCACCACCUUCCUAUGACUCUGGCCUUCAAAACUCACCCCCUCCACCACCGUCUUAUGACCCUGGCCUUCAAACCUCACCCCCUCCACCGCCGUCCUAUGACUCUGGCCUUCAAAACUCACCCCCUCCGCCACCGUUCUAUGUCCCUAAAAAUGGACGCGCGAUAGACUUCACGAUCUGCCGUAAACAAUGCCUCAAGAAGGUUGCUCUCCCUACUAACUGA
This is a messenger RNA of Prunus mume (Japanese apricot), 801 nucleotides long. NCBI's taxonomy places the organism in Eukaryota, Viridiplantae, Streptophyta, Magnoliopsida, Rosales, Rosaceae. The record is from RefSeq and is a predicted model, not a curated record.